Olea europaea var. sylvestris is the source of this 2621-nucleotide messenger RNA. RefSeq names its product BTB/POZ domain-containing protein At5g67385-like. Bases 568 to 2418 code for a protein of 616 amino acids. NCBI's taxonomy places the organism in Eukaryota, Viridiplantae, Streptophyta, Magnoliopsida, Lamiales, Oleaceae. The transcript is spliced from 5 exons. The record is from RefSeq and is a predicted model, not a curated record. Gene Ontology annotation, molecular function: protein binding.
GAGCUUCAGAAGCAAACCCCUUAAAAGCUAGGCCAUCACACUUCAUGGCUCUAAGAUGUGUGCUAGUGGAGCUAAGUUUUGCCCAAAUGAAACUGUAAUCUUUUAGUAGGAAAAAAACAGACAUGAUUGAUACUUUUGUGGACGGAAAUAAAUCUCUAAAGGGAAUUCCAUUGCUGUCUCAACCACACACUAUUGAACCAAAUCUGUUUCCUUUUCAUUUCUGCAGUAUGCCCCUAUCUUAUCCUUAUAUUUUCCAAAAUUACAGCUCUUUCAGAUAUCAUGUGUUUUAACCAUGGCGGCGAAAAUGAUGCCUAUUAUGGGAAUUUUGCUUUGGAGAUAAUGGCUUGUAAUAAGCGGCUGGUGAUCACUAUCAGAUCAUUACUGAACCCGAGACUGUUGUUUCAGAAUUUAAGGAAGUAUGGUAGUUAUUUAGUACUUGAUCAACGUGUACCAAUGAACUAAACAGGGAGUUGAGAACAGAUUCACGCUUUCGAUUCCGAAUCUGUCGAGAACAAGAAUCAGUUCGAUGAACACGUGAAUUUGGUAAGGACCCUUUAAAUAAUUGUCAUGAUGGAGCAGUUUACUACAUCCACUGAUACAAAUAUGGCUAACAAUAGAAAGGAGCUCGUUUCCAUUGCCAUGAAGAGGACUAAUGAAUGGAUCUUUUCCCAAGAAAUCACGAGUGAUGUAACUGUUAAUGCUGGAGGAACUUCCUUUUCUUUGCACAAGUUCCCAUUGUUCUCAAAAUGUGGAUACUUAAGGAAGUUGGUGUCAGAAUCCAAUGAUUCUGAUCUUUCUGUCGUUGACAUCCCUGAUAUUCCCGGAGGGGCAGAUGCAUUUGAACUUGCAGCAAAAUUUUGCUAUGGAAUAAACUUGGAAAUUACUACAGAUAACAUUGCCAUGCUUAGAUGUGUAGCAGAGUAUCUUGAGAUGACAGAGGAUUACGCGUUUGAAAAUUUAGUCAGCAGAACUGAGGCAUAUGUGAACGAAGUCGCGUUAAAAAGUCUUUCAGGGGCAGUGUCCAUUUUGCAUUCUUCUCAAAACCUUCUUCCUAUUGCCGAGGAAGUGGAACUGGUAAGCCGGUGCAUAGACACAAUAGCGUUCGUCGCCUGUAAGGAUAGCGACUUUCGCACCCCGAGGAGGGCAGAGAGGGGCACAAAUGAUUUAAUGUCGUCAACUGCUCCCAAUGCAAAGCCCCUUGUGGAUUGGUGGGCUGAAGAUUUAACAGUCCUUCGAAUUGAUUUCUUCCAAAGAGUUCUCAUUGCAAUGGCUGCAAGGGGUUACAAACAAUAUGCUCUUGGUCCAUUAUUAAUGCUUUAUGCACAGAAAUCUCUUCGAGGCUUGGAAAUAUUCGGAAAGAGUAGGAAAAAAAUCGAGCCAAGACAAGAACACGAGAAGAGGGUUGUUAUAGAAACAAUAGUUAGUCUUCUGCCACGAGAGAAGAACUCGAUGUCAGUUAGCUUUCUCUCCAUGCUUCUUCGAGCUGCAAUAUAUCUAGAAACGACAGUCGCCUGCAGGCUCGACUUGGAGAAGAGGAUGGCUUUGCAACUUGGACAGGCCGUGUUAGAUGAUCUAUUAAUCCCUUCUUAUUCCUUCACAGGGGAAACAUUGUUUGAUGUUGAAACCGUGCAGCGAAUCAUGAUGAAUUACCUCGAUUUUGAAAUGGAGGGUACUACUAGAUUCGGCUGUAAUGCAGAUGAAGACUAUAUUUCCCCUUCACCAUCUGACAGGGAGCGAGUGACGAGGCUAAUGGAGAAUUACCUCGUUGAAAUAUCUUCUGAUCGCAAUUUAUCCGUUUCAAAGUUCAUCGGCCUUGCAGAACUUAUCCCCGAACAGUAUAGAAUAACAGAAGAUGGAAUGUACAGAGCCAUUGAUAUCUUCUUGAAGGCUCAUCCUGCAUUGAGUGACAUGGAGAGAAAGAAAGUUUGCAGCGUGAUGGACUGUCAAAAGCUCUCCCGGGAAGCCUGUGCCCACGCUGCACAGAACGACAGACUCCCUGUCCAAACCGUCGUUCAGGUGCUUUACUACGAGCAACAGCGCAUACGAGAAGUUACGGAUAGCAGUCUCAGUGAAUCCCAUGCACUUCCGGCCGAAGUGGUUCAGAACACCAUUGAUGUCCAUCCAGUAUCGGACGAGCUCUCAAAUUUACGCAGAGAAAACCAGCAACUAAAACUAGAGUUGGCGAAAAUGAAAAUGAGAUUGAAAGAAAUGGAGAAACCUACUGAUAAAUCGGCCGUUAAUAGUCCGUUAAUAGGAAUCUCUCAUCCAUCAUCUGGAAAACCUCCUUUGCCUCGAAAAUCAUUGAUGAGCUCUGUUUCGAAGACACUUGGCAAGAUUCUUCGAGCUGACGCCAUUGUGCCGCAGAACAACAAAGGUCGAAAUAGACCAAGUAAAAAUUGGAGGCACUCUAUAUCAUGAUAAAAUAGGAUUGUAUUUCAUUUCUUUUAGUGCUCAAAUGAAAAAUAUGUAGUGGGCUUAGGAAGAGGAUUUCGAUUCUGUAUUUCUUUUCCUCUCUGUAUAAUUAUUUUUCUUCCUCUGUGAUAUAUAUGCAAAUCAUUGUGUAAGAAACAUGUUGAUAGAAAUAAGGAAGAGCAUUUUGAAUAUGAUGAUGAUUGUGCUUC